UCAGGAAGAGACACCUGAUUGGCUCUUCCAGAAUAGCUCCUCAUUUUACCGAGCUGUCCUGUUAAGCUGCGCAGACAGACUCCCGGAGUCAGGACAACAACAACAACAAAUCUCAGUUGGACGCUGUUCGACAACCGAAACACAAGCGGGGAUGUCGGAGCCUGCAGAUCGUAGAUGUUCCGUCUCGUCCGUCUCUCUGAUUGAGAUCAAGACUGAGACGCAUCGAGUCCUCCAGGCUUUUCUUGAACGAACCAUCUCCACCCCCCACAAAGACAGGCCUGGCAGGGUAGCAGGAGCCUAUGAUGACCAUAGCAGGCACAGCUCGUCGCCACAGUCUAAACGAAAGGACGGAGCAGACGCUCAAGCGGAAAAAGAAGACGACAAGAAGACUGGAAUCAAAGACCUGAUGAAGAGGUCCAUUAUCCGUGGGAAAGGCUCACUGGGCCGGAGCAGCAAGCCCAAACAGUCCCAACCAGCAGAAGACAGCGUCUCAGCCUCCUCAUCUUCAGAUGAAGAGGAAGUUGAAAAAAUGAAGAAGCAAAGGCAAGCAAUCAAAAGAAAGAUUGCUUCGUUUUUCAAAAUGAAAUUAAAGGAGAAAAAAGAGAAGGAGAAAGAACAAAACGAGUCUCAUCCUCAGAGACAGAGUGACUUGGCACCUGGCAAGAAAGCGGCAGCAGCAAAGGAGCCCGUCGCUCCUGUUCCAAAAACCGAUCAGCCUCUGGAGUUUUAUGAUGAAAUAGUUCAGAGGCUGGAAGACAUCAUCAAACAGUCCACCAAGAUAAAGACGCCAAGCCCAAAACUAAAGCGACCGCCAGAGUGUGAUAAUGAAGUCUUGGCUCAGCGGCUGGUGAAGCUGCUCAGUUCAGAAGGAGAUGCCAUGAACACUAAGAUCCAGCAGGAUCCAGAGCUGCGCGCCAGACUGUCUCGUCUUUCAUACAGAUCGUUCGAGCAUAUUCUAGACAUCUUCGGCAGGAGUCAGGUGACUGAGGCCCCCCCGCUGCAACCGUCGACCAGUCCAACACUACAGCGAAUAGCCGUCUCCAUGGAGGUGUCCCGCCGCAUGGUGACAGCCACAGGAACGCAGCGGAUUGAGGGCUUUGCAGAGCGCUACAUGGAUAACUUUAUCCCCUGGGUCAAAAGUCAGGGAGGAUGGGGAAAGAUGCUGAAUAUAGAAAAGACUGAGGAGUGGGACUGAUGUCCUGAAUGUGUGUUUAUCGUGAACCAAGCCUCAACUGGAUGAUGUCCAACAGGGUCCGAGGAGCUGACCAGCAGAGUUUAAUCUGACCAGUCACAUUACAUAGACAUGGUCUGUUUGGUUCCUGCUGCACCAGAGUGCUUCCAGUUUGUGUUUUACAUUUAACCACUCAACCAGGGACCAGGCUGUUGCCACUGCUGCUACUAGCCUCGGUUUUCAAGGACCUGCUGUCCUUGAAACUAAAACUAAGUAGCUAAAUCCAUUUUGUUGUGGAAAAACAAAGUACAAAAACCAAAUCAACUACUUGUAUUUUACCUCUUGGAUUAUUAAAUUCCAUAGUGAGACAUGAGAUGUUUUACAGCAGCUUUUAUUGUAAAUAGUAGAGCUACAGGAGAAGCUACUUUACUAAGUUAUAUUUUAAACUGACAAAGCUCAUGGAAAAAUGCUAAAGAUUAUGGGGUGCCAUUUCAAAAGUUACACACAAAAAUUAACAACAUUGAUUCAUUGUUGAAAGUCAUAAUUUCACAAUUUCAACAUUCGUUUAUAAAUGUCACAGUUUCAAACUAAAUAUUUAAUUAGCAAGCUAAAUACUUAGUUAGCCAGCUAAAUA
This is a messenger RNA of Xiphophorus maculatus (southern platyfish), 1805 nucleotides long. RefSeq names its product BCL2 like 12 (gene bcl2l12). The record is from RefSeq and is a predicted model, not a curated record. Bases 152 to 1195 code for a protein of 347 amino acids. Lineage: Eukaryota; Metazoa; Chordata; Actinopteri; Cyprinodontiformes; Poeciliidae. Gene Ontology annotation, biological process: regulation of apoptotic process. The transcript is spliced from 8 exons.